This is a messenger RNA of Lichtheimia ornata, 810 nucleotides long. RefSeq lists its product as uncharacterized. The transcript is spliced from 3 exons. Gene Ontology annotation, cellular component: nucleus. NCBI's taxonomy places the organism in Eukaryota, Fungi, Mucoromycota, Mucoromycetes, Mucorales, Lichtheimiaceae. Gene Ontology annotation, molecular function: DNA-binding transcription factor activity; protein dimerization activity. Bases 1 to 810 code for a protein of 269 amino acids. The record is from RefSeq and is a predicted model, not a curated record.
AUGAAUAGCCCAAAAUCCAAACAAUCAAAGGAACACGUCUCCAAGAAACAAGAACCCCAAAAGGAAUCGACCACCGCUGCAGCACCUGCUUCUCCACAACCAGCAAUGACGACUAAAAAGAACGACGCAACCUCUACUUUUAAUGGCGAUGCUGCUUCCAAGCAGGCAACACGACGAACCAAGGCUUCUUCGCCAUCUCAAUGUGCAUUGCAACCACAGGAUGACAACAACAAGGAGGAAGUUGAUGAGAUUCAAGAGGAUCUUGAGGAGGAGAGCCAACAAGUACCUUCGCCUGCUUCAAGUAGCAAAGAAAACAGCAAUAACAACAACCGUAGCAGCACGACACCUGCCACUACAUCUGAGGAAGCAACGACUAGUCAACAAGCAACGAAUGAUACAAAUGGUGCAGCAGCUGAUAAGCCAGCGGUGGGUUCUGCCGAGUGGCAUCGUAUUCGGCGAGAGAAUCAUAAGCAAGUGGAACGACGACGCCGAGAGACUAUCAAUGAAGGCAUCAAUGAAAUAGCACGCAUGGUACCUGGUUGUGAAAAGAAUAAGGGUCAAAUCUUGCAUCGAGCAGCUCUCUAUAUCCAGCAACUCAAGGAAGCUGAAUCCACCACAUUGGAGAAAUGGACUCUUGAAAAGCUCUUGACGGAUCAGGCCAUGAAUGAACUUAAUCGCCAGGUGGAUGGCUUAAAGUCCGAGUUGGAACAAGCACGUCAAGAAAUUGAUCAUUUGAAACGACAACUUGGAGACAAGGGCUCUACUCCACCAAGCAAACGUGCCAGAUUAACCAAGGAAGAGAAGGAAUGA